Molecule: messenger RNA, 1602 nt
Organism: Lindgomyces ingoldianus
Lineage: Eukaryota; Fungi; Ascomycota; Dothideomycetes; Pleosporales; Lindgomycetaceae
Product: MFS general substrate transporter
Exons: 2
Coding region: 1-1602 (533 amino acids)
Biological process (GO): transmembrane transport
Molecular function (GO): transmembrane transporter activity
Source: RefSeq, a predicted model, not a curated record
AUGGCGUCCCCUGCGGUCAGUGGCUUGAAGUUAACCUUCAUCAUGACCGGACUUUGUCUCGCGGUACUGCUUACCGGAAUGGACCAAACUAUCCUCGCUACGGCUGCGCCCACCAUCAGCGACGAGUUUGAUGCCUUGGACGAUAUCGCCUGGUGGACAAACCUUUACCUUCUCAUGUUGAGUAGCUUCCAGCUAUUCUACGGAAAGCUAUACACUUUGUUUUCCAUCAAACUCAUAUACAUUGGAGCUAUCGGAUUAUUCGAAAUUGGCUCCCUGAUAUGCACGACCGCACCGAACUCUACGGCUUUGAUCUUUGGACGUGCAAUAGCGGGUCUCGGAGCGUCGGGCAUCUUCUCCGGUGGGGUCCUGAUCACCACCAAGGUCAUACCGUUGUCGCGCAGGCCCGCCUACCUCGGGAUCAUGUCUGCAGUCUUCGGCGUUGCAGCAAUAGCGGGUCCCUUUAUUGGAGGCGCUUUGACGGACCAAUCUACGUGGAGAUGGUGCUUUGGCAUAAAUCUUCCCAUCGGUGCUUGCACAAUCAUUAUUUGUGUCUUCUUGGUACAGAUUCCCCCGGAGCCCGCUGUCAGGUCACUCAGCUGGAAAGCUAAAAUCCAGGAAUUCGACAUCCCAGGAACAUUCCUUCUGGUGUCUGGCCUCAUAUGUCUUCUCCUAGGUCUACAGUGGGGAGGCGGCAUAUAUGCCUGGAGCAGCGGACAGGUGAUUGCUUUUUUAACUCUAUCCGGUGUCCUCCUAAGCGCUUUCGCGGUGCUGCAAGCUUCACAUCGAUUCGUCAAAUCGAAAACAAUCCCCACGACCAUUAGCAAGGAUAGAGAUAUCUGGCUCGCGGCAAGCUAUGCAAUGGGACUCACGGGAGGCAUAUAUGUACUCAUGGUCUACCUGCCGCUUUGGUUCCAGGUCGUCCGAGGGAAGACUGCACUUUCGUCUGGCGUUUUUCUUACGCCCACGAUCGGCGCUUACGUGGUUGGAUCCGUAAUAGCAGGUGGCGCGACGAGUGCCACCGGCUACUAUAACCCCGGGAUGAUACUCGGAACUAUCCUGCUCAUCACAGGCGCCGCAGUCCUAACCACGCUGGAACCGAACAUCUCGACGCAUAAAGUCAUCGGGUACGAACUCCUCUACGGUUUUGGCGCUGGAUUUGGUUUCGGACAGCCCAGUUACGUUGUUCAGACGCUCCUACCAGAAUCCGACGUGCCCAUCGGUGUUACUUUCAUCACUCUCGUACAGAACCUCAGUGCCUCGAUCUUCGUGGCAGUAGGUCAGAGUAUUUUCCAGAAUGGUCUUGUCCACCGCCUCUCAUCCAUCGCUCCCGAGACCAACUCUAGCAAAUUUCUCCAAACUGGCGCUCGUAAUCUACUCAGCUCGCUACCUCCCAAAGAUCGUCCCAGAGCACUGGAAGUGUUUAGCGAUGCGCUAGUACGAACGUUUUAUAUUUCACUUGCAGUCUCUUGUACUACGAUCUUCGGUGCGUUAGGUGUUCGCUGGCAGUCAAUGAAGUCUACAAAGGCAUUGGAGAACCGGAAUAACAUUCCCCCAGAAGACACCCCCCCAAUGGAGGAAGUUAGCACUGAGAAAGGUACCUGA